CGUGUCCUCCAUCAACAUUCCUUACAAUCAUCUUUUUUUUCAUUAUUGGAGAGUCCGCCGUGCGUGUGUAAGCGCAGUAGGCGGACCUCUGUCCUCUUUACGUCCCACUUUGGAGGAGAUUACAGCCGCCAUAGAGUAAAACGCGGGGACCACAUGCCAUAAACGCACUAGAAGUCGGACGGGCAGGACCACACGCAACUGGCUCUCGUGAGGACAUAUUCCACAGCUGAAGGACACUUAAUCAGAUCCAAUAUUGGAAAAUAAGAAGUUUAUUCUCCCAGCUACAACUGAAUCCUUUGCAUCGACAUUGAGGUAGCAGAGAAGACAUGAGUGAAAACAAACUUGUCGAGACUGCGGAAAGUGCCCAUGCUGUGAUGAAUGCUAUUCCUAAUGGCAAAGGUCAUGAGGCAGAAGAUGAGAUCACUGCUCCGGCCAAAACAUCACCUGUGGAAGAUGAACCAAAUCCCAACAGAACCGAGAACACGGAGGCCAACCUUCCAGAGGGUCAGGCAUUCUCAUCAGGUGCAGACGACAAGACUACAACAAGAUUUACAGAUUUUGAGGGAAAUACUUCGUUUGGGAUGUCCGUCUUCAACUUGGGCAACGCAAUCAUGGGAAGUGGAAUCCUCGGAUUGGCGUACGCCAUGGCCAAUACAGGGGUUGUUUUAUUUUUGGUCCUCCUUACAGUGGUGGCAGCUCUUUCAUCUUAUUCCAUUCAUUUACUGCUUAAAUCUUCUGGUAUCGUAGGUAUCCGGGCUUAUGAGCAGCUUGGCUACAGAGCAUUUGGCACUCCUGGGAAGAUGGCGGCAGGUAUCGCCAUCACGCUGCAGAACAUCGGAGCCAUGUCCAGUUACAUGUAUAUUGUCAAGUAUGAGUUCCCCCUGGUCAUUCAGGCCUUCCUCAUGGUGGACAAGCCUGCAGGUGAAUGGUACAUGAACGGCAACUACCUUGUGGUCAUCGUAUCUAUCGCUGUCAUCUUGCCGCUGGCGCUCAUGAAGCAGCUGGGGUACCUGGGGUACACCAGUGGCUUCUCCCUGAGCUGCAUGGUGUUCUUCCUCAUCUCGGUCAUAUACAAGAAGUUCAAUGUCCCUUGUCCAUUUGUGGAUUUUGCCCUCAACGGCACUGCCGGUGGACUGAACAUCACGCUUCCCGGCGGGGCAGAAGACCCCGCCUGUAUUCCCAAAAUGGCUAACCUCAACUCGCAAACUGCCUAUACCAUCCCCAUCCUGGCCUUUGCCUUUGUGUGCCACCCUGAGGUCCUGCCCAUCUACACAGAGUUACGCAACCCCACAAAGAAAAAGAUGCAGCAUGUGGCCAAUAUCUCCAUUGCAGUCAUGUACAUCAUGUAUUUCCUGGCUGCUCUUUUUGGAUACCUAACCUUCUAUGGUGAAGUGGAGGCAGAGCUUCUUCACACUUACAGUCGCAUUGACCCCUACGACACACUGAUUCUGUGUGUGCGUGUCGCCGUGCUCACUGCUGUCACACUCACAGUGCCCAUUGUGCUCUUUCCUGUUCGGCGGGCCAUCCAGCAUAUGAUGUUUCCCAACAAGACCUUCAACUGGCCGCGACACGUCGCCAUUGCAUUCACUCUGCUCGCGUUUAUCAACCUGCUUGUCAUCUUUGCCCCCAACAUUUUGGGCAUCUUUGGGAUCAUAGGUGCCACGUCUGCACCUUGUCUCAUCUUCAUUUUCCCAGCUGUCUUCUACAUUCGUAUCGUACCCAAAGAGGAGGAGCCGCUUUGCUCGCCCCAGAAAAUUAUUGCUGUCUGCUUUGCUGGGAUCGGCUUCCUGUUCAUGAUCAUGAGUCUCAGCUUUAUCAUUAUUGACUGGACUUCAGGCACCAGCAAAGCCAGCAGUGGCCACUAAACACCUCCAUAUUUGAUCUUAGUCUUCAACUUAUUUGUAACAAUUUAGUUGUCGUCGUUGAUAGUUUGACUUUGGCUCAUAUUCUAUCUUGCGCGGACAAGAAUCCCAAAGUUUCGGAAGACACUCUGCAAGUCCCUGCACAAGCAUCUCCGUACUCUUAGCACACCCUUGGCAGAAUGUUCCAGGUGAAUAAAAAUGUGGAAGUGAAACUAAAACAUAGGAAGCUGCUCUCUUGACACGCCCGUCUGACACGCAUAUCCUUUAAUGAGCACAAGCAAAUAUUAAUGUUUUUUCCCCAUCAUCUAUGCGGCGUCCACUAGAGAAUUUGGCCUGUGUAAAAAGCACACCUUUCACCUGGUGACACAAAAACAAGCUGGAGAGAGCAAUGUUGUUGGCAUUUUAGCAAACAACAGAAGAGGAGUUAUGCUAAUUUGAAAAUAAUAGGAGUCAUCAGCAACAAAGAAAUUAAAAGUAUUUUUUUAUUUCACUGAUAUCGAAACAAUGGCAAUUGUAAUUGUUUUUGUUUAAAACGGGUCUGAAAAAAGAGGUUGUCCUACUGUGCAUUCAGGAUUGUCUUAUAUUCGGGUCAAUACGGUCUUAGAUUAAAUAAACCUUUAAAGUUUGUUUUUUUAUUUUUUGCUUGUACUGAAGACCUCAAGAAAAUUACCUCUGUGUUCCUCCUGUUUGAAUUGUUUUGUGUGCGUUAUUUUUGACAUGUAUCACAGAUGACCAAGAAAACAGGGUCCAUUGCAGCGUUUUUUCCUCAUUUUCCCAACAACAUCAGUGUUGUGUCAUUACUACAGUGGCCUACAAUGGCAAACACAUAGCAUCGUCCAAGUGCUCCAAACACAGAAAUGAUUCACAACAAACACAUAAACACCCUGAAACAAAUGACACAGGAACAUGAUGCAAUGGCAUAAACACACACAAACCUUCCCAAAAAAAAAAAAAAUAGCAUGAGAGAAAUGCUACAAGUUCACGGAAAAGCUAGUAAGAAAACCGUCUUGACCAGAGAAGAACGUUGUCGGAAUGAAAAGUAUUUUUUUCUGAUAUCUUUGUUUUACACUUGCCUUAGACAUCAGGCUGUCAUAGAGUUGUCCCUCACCACAUUUUUUUAAAUAAAUAUUUUGCGUAUUUUUGUAUUUAAUUUAGCUUUUUUUAAGUAUAAAAAUUAUAAAAGAACUAAAAUAUCAUGAUGUUCAGUUUUGCGGCCACUGAUUGGCUAAGCCUCUGCCAGCGCACAUCACAGUUACGGCUGCCCUCAAACUGCUGCUUGUAACAUCAGUGAAUAUAUAUUAAUAUUCAUGUAAAAUCACCUUCAGAUAUUGUUGUAUAUUUGCCUAUGCAUUUGAUUAUUAUCAUUGUUUAGUUUUUUUUGUUUACAUACAAAUGGAUGGAUAACUUUCUUAAAAAUGAACACAUUUAGUUUGGGGUUAGUAUUUAAGAAUUAUUAAGUACUUAAUUGGCGCACAUUAUUUCCAGGCCACAUACAUUAUUGUGGCCUUGAGUUUGACACUUGCACUAUAUUGAAUGAAAAGACUGUAAAAGUGACUAUGUGGGGGUAAUUUCAUGUCAAGAGGGCUCGCAUAAUAUUAGACAUGUAUUUGGAAGAUGGUAAAACUAUUUUUAAGCUCUAGCUAUGGAAAUAAUAGGUUUAUAAUGAAUCAUUUCUACUUUGCGGAAAUUCGCUUACCACGUUUAGACCAGAAAUCUAUUGACAGCAGCUGUGAAAUAUUAAGACUUUCGUUUUGUUUAUAGCAUUUCUCCCAUGCAGAGGGAGAGAGAUUUUUUGGGGGGAAUUUGCAACAAUUUUUGGCUCGGAUCCUGCAGAAUUUGUUUAUGUUUGUGUGUGUUUGUUUUUUUUACUGCUACCGUACUAGACUCAUUUCUGCAUUCAAGCAAUAGAACGGACAUGCAAUCUGUAAUUUAAGCGUACUUUUUUUUGACCAAGCACAACAUCUUGUAGCCGUCUUUAACACUAAAGACAGGCGACUUUUUAUAUCGAACAUCUUUGAUUGAUGUUUCCCUUUUGUAUGAGAAGAAUAUCUAAAUAUGUAUGUAGUCUAAAGCAAGCGUCCUCUGCAGUCGACAUUUGUUUUUGUUUUUUGCAUUACAGGGUUAUUUUCUUCUUGAAUGCUGACGAAAGAAAUGGACCCCACACAUAUGUUCACUGAAGUGGACACUGGCUCUCAUGAUGAUGUAUAUACUGUAUAAAUAACUAUUGUAAUGUCAAUUCCACGAAAGUAGCAACAUGUAACUGUAAGUGUCAGAUGAAAUAUUACUUGAAUUAACAAAGUGUCCCUGCAGUGAUUUGUUAGAUGUAGUGAAAGCGAUUUGAAUAAUUCUGUCAGGGUUACAACAUGUUUUAUUAAUAUUUAUGUAAAUUGAGUUAUGUCUCGUGGUUCUAUGAAGUACAGUUUGUUUUUAUCUCAUCAGUGAAAACUUGCUUCUCAAAAACAUUAAUGGUCUUGCCUACCUGGUCACCAUUGUUUUGUGUUGACACUCUUCUCAUAUUUGUAUUCAUGUAUUCAUAUGCAUAAUGAUAAUGAGCUCGCUAUUUUUUGAUUGAUUGUAGACAUUGUAGCUGUGAACAAGGACAAAUUACAUCCCUUCAAAUAUUAAAAUUUUCCAUACAGACUAUAUUUUACUACAGAAAAUAAGUACUAAUAUUGUGUGUUGAUCUAUUAUGAUCUUUAUGAAUCCUUGCAGUAUGUCGCUUCUCAGUGAGCCUGUGUGUGAUUUAUGGAUAGAAUACUAUAUCAUAUUGGCCAGCGUAUAUAAAUAACUAAUACAUGUAUACCAAUUAUUAUAUUCUAUAUUUAUUAAUUCUCGUUUGUAUAAUGUAAACAGCAGUACCUUUACUGUACAUUUACAGUUGUAGUUUUUUAGUUUUAGUCCUAUUAAAUAAAUAUGUUUAAAAAUGUUUUAAGUGCUUUUAAACCUUUGUGUCCUUCAAUUGGUGUCUAUUUUUCUCAUGUCUAUAUUUUAAUAUGUUGCUGGGAGUAUUGUACUGUAACAACGUUACAAUAAAAUUAAUGGAGUCUUUCAA
Messenger RNA from Entelurus aequoreus (snake pipefish), 4914 nucleotides. Its product is annotated as sodium-coupled neutral amino acid transporter 3-like. Gene Ontology annotation, molecular function: L-histidine transmembrane transporter activity; L-asparagine transmembrane transporter activity; L-glutamine transmembrane transporter activity. Gene Ontology annotation, biological process: amino acid transmembrane transport; histidine transport; asparagine transport. The transcript has 16 exons. The record is from RefSeq and is a predicted model, not a curated record. Bases 327 to 1865 code for a protein of 512 amino acids. Lineage: Eukaryota; Metazoa; Chordata; Actinopteri; Syngnathiformes; Syngnathidae.